AUGGCAGAAAGCCAGAGUACGAAUUUGUCACCUAUAGGGGUCCGGGAUGUGGAAUUCCAUACUGAUACCCAGACGCACUCCCCCAGUUCAAUAUUGUCAAAUGAACCCAUUAAGCUUGACAUAGAGCAUGCAAUGGUUAAGGAUGAUCCCCGAAUAUGGUCAAACACGAAGAAGACCACUAUAUUGUUCAUUAUAUCUGGAGCCACGAUGUUCGCGGGUUUGGCUGCGAACAUACAAAACCCUGCCAAUGCUCAAAUCGAGCAACAGCUACUCGCCAGCAGUGGGGAUAUCAGCCUGAGUUUGGCACUGUUCAUUCUCGCUCAAGGCACUUUUCCUAUCAUUUGGAGUGCGAUUAGCGAGAUAAAGGGCCGCAAGCUCGCGUACCUUCUAUCCAUUGCACUUUUUAUGAUUGGAUCUUCAAUCGUGGCCGUGUCAAGGACUAUUGGUUUGGUAAUUGGCAUGCGAAUUGUGCAAGGCGCAGGGUCAAGCGCAGUUUUCGCUAUCGGAACUGCCACUCUGGCCGAUAUAUACGAGCCGCAUCAACGAGGUACAAUGAUGGGUGUCUACUAUUCUGCACCUCUCCUCGGUCCCUCGUUAGGACCAAUCUUUGGUGGUGCACUCACACAGGGCCUCAGCUGGCGGGCGAUUUUCUGGUUCUUGGCCAUCUGGGGAGGCAUUAUCUUUUUGGCAUUCCUUUUCUUGUUCAAGGACACCUUCAGGAAGGAGAGGAGUGUGACUUACCAGAACGUAUUGAAGUCGAGGCUCCAAGAGCUGCAAUCGUCAGAAGUGAAGGACAAGUCGCCAAUUAUUUCGGAGUCAGAAGUGGGCGGAGAAAACCAGACGAUUUCGAAAGAUAUCGAAGCACAGAAAAUGGUUGUACCAGCGUCGGCCAUUAAAGAUGUAAACCUAUCCAUGGCUGAUAUCAACCCUUUCCCUGCGUGCCUCUCGAUUUUCAGCCGCAAGAACAACCUUGUUAUCAUGAUAACAUCGGGCUUAAUACUUGGGUUUAGCUUCAGUAUUGCGUAUACAUGCGCAAGAACAUUGUCGAUGUAUUAUGAUUAUGAUGCAUUGAAAACUGGCCUUGUUUUGCUUGCCUAUGGUGUCGGUGACGUAACCGGUAGCAUAUUGGGUGGUCGUUGGUCCGAUCGGACACUUGCUCGGCUAAAGACCGCAAAUGGAGGGGUCAGCUUUCCAGAGAUGCGCCUCGAGAGCACGAAAAUCAUGUUAUGGUCACCUCUUUCUGUGAUUGGAUACGCCUGGGUGUGCCAAGAACGAGUCAGUAUCGCUGCUGUGUGUGUGAUGCUGUUCCUCGCUGGAUUUCUAUCCGUAUGGACCUACACAAAUAUACUGGCAUACCUUGUCGACGCAAACACUGGUCGCUCAUCAAUGGCAGUAGCAACGAAUAGUUUUGUUCGUGGUCUGUUUGCUUUUGUCGCUGCCGAGAUUGCUGUUCCUUUACAAGACACAAUUGGCGAUGGUGGCCUGUAUACUCUCUGGGCAGGUCUGAUGGUCGUCGUUCAGUGCAUGAUUCUGCUGGUGUUGUACAAAGGCAGGCGCUGGAGAGAAGCCAGUGUUGAGCGGGAGGAGCGGAAACUGCCAAGUAAGGAGUAA
This is a messenger RNA of Suillus subaureus, 1611 nucleotides long. Its product is annotated as MFS general substrate transporter. The coding region runs from base 1 to 1611 and encodes 536 amino acids. NCBI's taxonomy places the organism in Eukaryota, Fungi, Basidiomycota, Agaricomycetes, Boletales, Suillaceae. Gene Ontology annotation, molecular function: transmembrane transporter activity. The record is from RefSeq and is a predicted model, not a curated record. The transcript is spliced from 10 exons. Gene Ontology annotation, biological process: transmembrane transport.